AUGGGAGGCUUCCGCAAGCCGGAGCUGAACGGAUACUACUCCGAGCGCCCAGAGCAGGAGAUUCAGGGCCGUGCCAGCUUCUGGACACCCAACCAGGCCUUCUUUAUUUACUGGCAGCGUAGCCUGAAGCGCUGGGCCGUCUGCGACGCCGGGAGCCUCCUCGCUGCCAGGGGUGGCGCGAACCCGGGAUGGGCGUAUCGAAGUGAUGCACGCCACUUCGCCAAGGCUAACGAUGGCUGGAUCGAGGCCGUCGGGACGGAGUGGCAGACUGCGGACGUGCGCUGUACGAUACUGGAGGGCAGCAUCCGCGACGACAGCUUCGCAGACGAGGAGGUGCCGAACACACUGAAAGUGAAGUUCACCGGCUUCCACAAGCAGGACUGGUACUGCUUAGGCUUGCAUUAG
Molecule: messenger RNA, 405 nt
Organism: Symbiodinium sp. CCMP2592
Lineage: Eukaryota; Dinophyceae; Suessiales; Symbiodiniaceae
Source: the annotation of a GenBank genome assembly